AUGGCGUUGAUCUCAAUAAGAGGACUGAAGAUGCCUCUGACUGGACUGGGCUUGACGCGCCUGCUUCUUUUUGCCAGCCACGACACUUUGAAAUGGCUCCUUCAACAGGGCGCCGACAUCAAUUAUUUAGAAUCACUUGAAAUCUUGGGGAGGAUGAAGUCCUCACCAUUCUAUAAGCCACAGACCUACAAGGACACAUGUUUCCUGCAGGGUCUAUGCGCAAAAUUUGAUGACAAGAGCGCAGACUGCCUCAGUGCGAUUGAUUAUGCCGGUAACAGGGAAUCGCUUGGAACUUGUCCAGACGCCACGGGCAUCAAAGCAGCCCUAUCGCGUCACUUCAUUCACUCUAGAGAGCCUGAUGGGCUGUUGUUCCUCGCCUUGGAACAUUGCCUUGCUAGUGAAUUGUUCAAGCUCACAGAAAAUUACCCAUUCUUUCCAAUUGCGGUUCGAUCGAAAACCUUUCAGCCGGCAGCUGCCUCUAAAGGGAAAGUCGUUGGCCAGGCAGACCUCACUUCAUCUGUCAUGCCAAGGUUACUGAUAAAAACUCGGCCGCAAUACGCCAAGACGAAAGUUGGCUACAACUUCCGCAUCUGUCUAUCCUCCGAUGCUGUGAACAAGAACACAACACCAACAGGAAUUGGCCUUCAUGGGUUCCUGACUGGACGGUCGCCCAGAACAGGCCAUUUGGAUUCCGCGGGACAUAUAGAGCCGGAUAUCCUCAAGGUGGUUAGAAUCGAGUGUGCAACCCUGAGCGCUUUGAGAUACGCCUCCUCUACAUCCGAGAGAUUCGGGGUGUUGUGGAGCUAG
This is a messenger RNA of Fusarium proliferatum ET1, 807 nucleotides long. RefSeq lists its product as uncharacterized. The transcript is spliced from 6 exons. Bases 1 to 807 code for a protein of 268 amino acids. The record is from RefSeq and is a predicted model, not a curated record. NCBI's taxonomy places the organism in Eukaryota, Fungi, Ascomycota, Sordariomycetes, Hypocreales, Nectriaceae.